GCUGAAACACGUGUAGCGUGCAUAACAUAACCCAUACUUUCGACGCUCUGUUGCGACGACACGAUUAUGGCAAAGGUUCCGCGGAAACGUGCUAAAAUGGGAAAAAGCACGAGAGAGCAGUUGGAGAUGCUCGAUAAAUCGGAAUUGAUCGAUAAGAUAUUGCGAUUGGAGGCUCACAACGAGCAACUGAAAUUAUCGAUCGCGAAAAGUACGGACACUGAACUGAAGAAAGAGAAGACGCCAAAGAAAGUAAGAAGAUCGUUUGAUUUUUCACGGUGUCACAAGAGGCACAUUCUGCUAAAGUUUUAUUACCUCGGUUGGGAUUAUCACGGUUUCACCGUACAAGACGAUAACAGCGAUACUAUUGAGCAUCAUCUAUUCGCAGCUUUGUUAAAAAGCUGCUGCAUCGAAUCCCGCGAAAGCGCAAAUUACCAUCGUUGUGGACGAACCGAUAAAGGUGUUAGCUCGUUCUCUCAAGUUGUAUCGUUGGAUGUGCGGAGUAGACUGGAACUAGAGAAUCAAGACAACUUGCCGGAUGAGUUGCCUUAUUGUAAAAUGUUGAACAGAUUGCUGCCAGCGAAUAUAAGGUGUACAGCAUGGUGUCCUGUCGCAUUCAAUUUCUCCGCAAGAUUCGACUGCAAGUAUAGAAAAUACAAGUACUUCUUCCCAAGAGGCAAUUUAGAUAUAGAUGCCAUGAACAAAGCUGCCAAGUAUGUUAUAGGAGAUCAUGACUUUCGUAAUAUUUGUAAAAUGGACGUAGCCAAUGGCGUAGUUAAUUUUAAAAGAACUGUAAUUGAUGCAAGAGUAAUCGUCGUUAGUGAUGACAACGUGGAAAAAUCUACAGGCUACGAUAUGUGUGAAUUAGAAAUUACGAGCCAAGCCUUUCUGUGGCAUCAAAUUCGUUGUUUAAUGGGCAUCUUGUUGUUGGUUGGACAAAGGAAAGAGGAGCCUGAAAUAAUCUUGAAGCUCCUGGACAUUGAGACUUGCCCGCAGAAGCCGCAGUACACUAUGGCUCAUCAAGUUCCAUUGAAUCUCUGGUAUUGUGAUUAUGAAAACGUAAAAUGGUUUAUCGACGAAGAUGAAUUAUUACACACUAUCAAAAUAUUACAACAGGAUUGGGCUCUGAAUACUAUAAAAUCUACAAUGAUUAAAAAUAUGUUGAUGGAAUUGGAAAAUUUCGUCAACUGUGUAAGUACUAAUUUUCAAAGUGAUUGCCUGCUUCUCGGAGUACAAUCAAAAAUAUAUCAACCAUUAAUGAAACGAGAAAUGUGUG
Molecule: messenger RNA, 1273 nt
Organism: Temnothorax curvispinosus
Lineage: Eukaryota; Metazoa; Arthropoda; Insecta; Hymenoptera; Formicidae
Product: tRNA pseudouridine(38/39) synthase
Exons: 6
Biological process (GO): tRNA pseudouridine synthesis; mRNA pseudouridine synthesis
Cellular component (GO): cytoplasm; nucleus
Molecular function (GO): pseudouridine synthase activity; RNA binding
Source: RefSeq, a predicted model, not a curated record